Molecule: messenger RNA, 4620 nt
Organism: Nothobranchius furzeri (turquoise killifish)
Lineage: Eukaryota; Metazoa; Chordata; Actinopteri; Cyprinodontiformes; Nothobranchiidae
Gene: kcnh3
Product: potassium voltage-gated channel, subfamily H (eag-related), member 3
Biological process (GO): potassium ion transmembrane transport; regulation of membrane potential
Cellular component (GO): plasma membrane
Molecular function (GO): voltage-gated potassium channel activity
Source: RefSeq, a predicted model, not a curated record
GCGGUUUUCUCCGUAUCAUUGUUGAAACAAGACCACAGCCUGGCGGAUCCUGAAAGGCGUCACGUGACUCGGUUGUGGCAAGAUAACCACGCAACAAGAGAUGGAGAGGGAGGGAGGAAGAGAGGGAGAGCCUAGGAGGAGCCUGCUGCUAUAAGAUUCACUCCACGCCCCAUCAGUACCAAAACUUGCAGUCCUCCCACCCAUCCCCGAUCUCUCUCCAACGCGCGCGCACGCGUGAGCUUCACAAUUAGAUACUUCUAGCCGAGCUUGAAAGGUUCACAGGUGCAUCUCGGGUUACUGCUCGCUCCCUGCUGACUCGAUUAUGGUCACAAGCCCCGUGGUGCCAAGGUGGAGUCACCGCGCGUAUCUCGGAUCGGUGCGCUUCUCCAGGGGCUGGGAUGCGCACCGGGCACCUCUCGCUUCCUGCCGAGUUUCGGGUCUGAGCAGGAGACCAGCGCCGCCCCGGGGCGCAGGGAUAGGAGGAGCCAGUCGACCCGGAGCAGGAUGCCGGUGAUGAGAGGGCUGCUGGCCCCUCAGAACACCUUCCUGGACACCAUCGCCACCCGCUUUGAUGGCACCCACAGCAACUUUGUUCUGGGAAACGCCCAAGUGCAGUCGCUGUACCCCAUUGUCUACUGCUCUGAUGGCUUCUGCGAGCUCACAGGCUACGCCCGAGCUGAGCUCAUGCAGAAGAGCUGUGCUUGUCAUUUUCUGUACGGUCCAGAAACAAGCGACCGGUCAACGGCUCAGAUCCAAGGAGCUCUGGAUGACAGGCGGGAGUUCAAGACUGAGCUGGUCUUCUACAAGAAGGAAGGUACAAAGUUUUGGUGUCUUCUGGACAUUGUACCCAUUAAGAAUGAAAAGGGAGACGUGGUUCUAUUCCUUGUGUCCCACAAAGACAUCACUGACAAGAAGACAGAGCAGGAUCCUGAACAGGGACCCGACACUGACGAGGAGACGGGCUUGCAGGUGCAUCAGGUAUCUCGUCCCCCCGGCUUCAAUGCCAACCGGCGCCGCAGCAGAGCCGUUCUCUAUCAGUUGUCAGGACACCUUCAGAAACAAGACAAGAGCAAGAUCAAGAUCAACAAUAACAUGUUUGGGCAGAAGCCUCCCAUCCCAGAAUAUAAAGUAGCAGCCAUACAGAAAUCCCACUUCAUCCUGCUCCACUACGGAACCUUCAAAGCCGGCUGGGAUUGGUUGAUUCUGCUGGCCACCUUCUACGUGGCCGUCACAGUGCCCUAUAAUGUCUGCUUCAUAGUUGGUGGAGGACAGGAUGAAGGCGGCAGCAGCGCCCUGCGCAGUCCACCCAGCAAAUGCGACAUCCUCGUAGAGAUUCUGUUCAUUUUAGACAUCUUGUUAAACUUCCGGACGACGUACGUGAGUACAUCAGGUCAGGUGGUCUACGAUGCACGCUCCAUCUGCGUUCACUAUGUCACCACCUGGCUCUUUGUGGACCUCAUCGCCGCUCUGCCCUUUGACCUGCUGUACGCUUUCAACGUCAGUGUGUACUUCGGAGUCCACUUGUUGAAGACAGUUCGGCUGCUGCGGCUGCUGCGACUGCUGCAGAAGCUGGAGCGCUACUCCCAGUACAGCGCCGUGGUGCUUACGCUGCUCAUGUCCAUGUUCGCUCUGCUGGCUCACUGGAUGGCCUGUGUCUGGUACUUCAUCGGCCGCAGAGAGAUCGAGAAUCCCGGCUCCUGGGACAUUGGUUGGCUCCAUGAGCUGGCGAAGCGCCUGGGUACCCCCUACCUUCCGCCCUCCCUGACAGCACACGUCCCCACCACAGUUAGCAGUCUCCCAGCUAACAGCAGUCAGUGGAAUGUGCCAGGGUCAGAGGUCACAGGACAGGGAAGCUGGAACUCCAGCCAAGACUAUGGGAAUAUGUCCGUGGGCAAAGGCAUGCCUGGGGCAGGAGGUUUCAGGGGCGGCCCCUCGAUGCGAAGCAGCUACGUGACCUCUCUGUACUUCGCUCUGAGCAGUCUGACCAGCGUGGGCUUUGGAAACGUGUCAGCCAAUACAGACUCUGAGAAGAUUUUCUCCAUCUGCACCAUGCUCAUAGGAGCGCUGAUGCAUGCUGUGGUGUUUGGUAAUGUGACCGCCAUCAUCCAAAGGAUGUACUCGCGCCGCUCGCUGUACCACACCCGCACCAAGGACCUGAAGGACUUCAUCAGGGUCCACCGGCUGCCUAAGACUUUGGAGCAACGCAUGUUGGAGUGUUUCCAGACCACCUGGUCAGUCAACAAUGGGAUAGACGUCAGUGAGCUACUGAAGGACUUCCCAGAUGAGCUGCGGGCUGACAUCGCCAUGCACCUGAACAAGGAGUUGCUUCAACUACCGCUGUUUGAGUCAGCCAGCAGGGGCUGCCUGCGCUCUCUCUCCCUCAUCAUCAAAACCUCCUUCUGCGCUCCUGGAGAGUUCCUCAUCCGGCAGGGUGACGCCCUGCAGGCCAUCUACUUCGUCUGCUCAGGGUCGAUGGAGGUGCUAAAGGACAACACUGUGUUGGCAAUUCUUGGUAAAGGAGACCUGAUCGGCUCAGACUCGCUAACAAAGGAGCAGGUAAUUAAGACCAACGCCAACGUGAAGGCCCUGACGUACUGUGACCUGCAAUACAUCAGCCUGAAAGGUCUCCGCGAGGUUCUCCGGCUCUACCCUGAGUAUGCUCAGAAGUUUGUCAGUGAGAUCCAACACGACCUCACGUACAAUCUGCGAGAGGGCCACGGGGCUGACAUGGACUGGGAGAGCAACGGCGGCCUGGUGAAAAAGCUGCCAUCCAUCCGAGAGGAUGAGGAGGGUGAUGAGGAGCAGAGCACCGUGUCUCAUGCUCCUCGUUCCCCCCUGCACCUCAGCAGAGGUCUGUGCUCCCCCCUGCGCUCCCCCCUGCUGCCUCCACGGGCUUUCCGCAAUCCCUCUGAGCACUUGCGGCCCUCUACCCUACAAAUACCAGUGGUUAGCUUCAGCAGCGCACCACCUGAUCUCAGCCCCAGAUUUGUGGAUGGCAUCGAAACUGAGAGCAAUUCCACGUCCUCACAGAAGUUUGAGUUUAGCCCCAGCCUGUCACCUGCAGCUCCACCUUCCCCAUACCUAGGGAUCCGUGAGGACACUGAGAUUAAACAGAACAUGUCUCGGCUCACAGAGGAGAUGAGCAGUCUCUCUAAACAAGUGUCCAAACUCAGUCAGGAACUGCAGGAAAUGGCUCGUCUUCUUAAGCCCCUCCUCCAAGCUGCACCUCAGCCAAUCGAAGCGAGCAUGGUGCCAAACCUAACCCAACCUCAGAGCAGCACCACCACCUGCUUUGUGGCUCCACCCCCAGCUGUGGUCUGCUCCCCCCAUAGACCAGACAGCCGUUCCCUGUUGGACAGUGGGGACACUGAGGGUGUGGGACUGCCAGGAUGCCUUCUCCCCACUCAUUCACCACAAAGGCCUGACUCUUCUCUGUCAGCAUCAGCACCGCCCCUGUCCAACGUGACAGGGGUGGACAUAGAGAGAACUGUUGGCUCACACCUGCCCUCCACUGAGGAGGGACGUCUGAGGGGAUCUGUGGUCGCACUAAGUCCCCACACCUCCCCCGGUAACACCAUGCUUCUACCCUCUCUGAAGGGUCAGCCUCCUCUAGUCUCUCACACUCCAUCACCAUCUCGGUCCUUUUCCAUGUCUCUGUCCUCCUCACCAUCGCUGUCCCCCUGCCAAGGUCCCCACCCCUCUCGACCUGCCAGCUUCACCAGCAGAAGUCUACUGCCCCCACCUCCUUCCCAAGAGAACCCCCCUCCUCCAUCAUCCCACUGCUCAGCACCCCCGUCGCUCGCAUCCUCCCCCGGAGGUCACCAGCUUAGGUUUUCCCCAUCUGUCCCCGUCUCAUCCCUCACGUUGCCCCUCCAUCCCUCCACCCUGUCCUUGUCUUUGGACUUUGGGAUCACGCGGAGACAAGACACCCAGACACCACCUCGGUGUAACUCACAGAGGUGUCACGUGGCGGCGAGAGCCAGCACGAAUCCCCAGGAGGUAGAGAUGCAGGAGUGGAGACAUCAGUCAUCCGAGCAGAAGCCCUCCACCGAGGACAUCAGCUUCAUCGAUGAGGAUGAACCUGCAUUGUGAAUCAGUACGUUACACAAGAGAAUGAAGCGGCGAAGACAGCAAGGAGGUCGUCAAAGCUGGAAGAGAAACCGAUCUGAAGCUGCCCACUGGUCAGAACAGGCAGGUAAAAACAAAACAUCUGGGAGGCUGUCAGCCAAUCGGAGAGAAGGAGCUGUCUAAUCAACAACCAGCACAAAACUGAGUGGACAACACAGCCACACCUACAGGACCAGAGCAUAUCUUCAUGUCCAAAUCCCUGCAAAGCUCCUGUCAGCUAGCUGAAGUCACCAUGUCAGGUUCCAACACUCACCCCCGAGCAGGAAGUGUCCUAACCCAAACCACGGAAUCCAAGCUAGCGCUUGGGAUCUGGAAUGUAAGUCCUUUGUUCAGUCUCAUCAGGUCACCUCACCUGGAAGUCCUCCGAGCUUUUCACCAGACAGAGAACAGCUGUGAGCGAGCGGUGAGGUCUGGACGAGUCGUCGUUUUGAUCGCCAAAGAGAAAGGCCACGUUUUUGAGAACGCUCGUGUCACAAUGCCCCCCCCCCCCCC